Molecule: messenger RNA, 1444 nt
Organism: Cicer arietinum (chickpea)
Lineage: Eukaryota; Viridiplantae; Streptophyta; Magnoliopsida; Fabales; Fabaceae
Product: protein LATERAL BRANCHING OXIDOREDUCTASE 1-like
Source: RefSeq, a predicted model, not a curated record
CUCAAGAUUCCUUUUUCCACAAACAAACAAAAUUACAUAUAUGUAGUGACCCUUUAAUAUUAUCCAAUUAAUCUCAAAGCUAAAAAUCUACUUACCAAGCAAAUUAAAGAUGAGUGUCAACAUAGAUGAUGAAGCACCUACUUUUGCUCCAUCUUUACUAGUACCAAAUGUUCAAGAAAUGGUGAAGAAGAAUUAUUUACAUGUUCCUAAAAGAUACAUGAGGAACCAAGAAGAAAUGGAGAAAGUAAAUUACAUGCCUCACCUUUCAUGUGAGAUACCUAUAAUUGAUUUAUCACUGCUUUCAAAUGGUAACAUGGAGGAGUUACUCAAACUCGACAUAGCAUGCAAGGAGUGGGGUUUCUUUCAGAUAGUGAAUCAUGGUGUGGAAAGAGAACUUAUGCAGAGAAUGAUGGAAGUAGCAGAUGAGUUUUUCAAACUUCCAAUAGAAGAGAAGGACAAGUAUGCUAUGCCCUCAAAUGAUAUACAAGGCUAUGGUCAUGCUUAUGUUGUUUCUGAGGAGCAGACACUUGAUUGGUCCGAUGCACUCAUUUUAAUCAUUAAUCCUGUCCGGUACAGAAAGCUUCAAUUUUGGCCGAAAUUCCCAGAGGGAUUCAAGGAGAUAAUAGAAGCAUAUUCAAGUGAGGUGAAACGAGCUGGCACAGAACUUCUCAGUUCUUUGUCUGUUAUUAUGGAGUUGGAGAAACAUACUCUUGUUGAACUACAUAAAGAAGUACUUCAAGCUUUACGUGUGAAUUAUUACCCUCCUUGUAACACACCUGAGCAAGUAUUGGGUUUGAGUCCACACUCUGACACAAGCACAAUUACCUUACUUAUGCAAAAUGAUGAUGUACCUGGGUUAGAACUUCGUCAUAAAGGAAAUUGGAUACCUGUGACUCCAAUACCAGAUGCUUUAGUUGUCAAUAUUGGAGAUAUAAUAGAGAUAUGGAGUAAUGGAAAAUACAAGAGUGUAGAACACAGAGCAGUGACAAAUAAGAACAAGAGAAGGACUUCUCAUGCAUCAUUUUUGUUCCCACGAGAUGAUGUUGAAGUUGAGCCAUUUGAUCAUAUGAUAGAUGCUCAAAAUCCCAAGAUGUACAAGAAUGUAAGGUAUGGAGAUUAUUUGAGGCAAUCCAUGAAGAGAAAAAUGGAGGGAAAAACACACACUGAUGUGGCAAGGAUAAUUAAGGAACGUGUAAUAGAGGCACAACAAAUUUAACAAAAGGCUUAGUUUGAGAAAACGAGGAAAGUAACAAAGUUUACCUUUUCAUGUUUACAAUUGUGUUUGUAUAAUGCUUAAGAAGUAUUAUUAUAUACAUCAAAUAGUAUGGAGUAUUUUAUUUGUUUAGUUUGAAAAAGUUUAGUGACGAAACUCAAACAUGUUAAAGUUUAGUUUCAGUGAUGUAAUUUUUAAGCAAAUUAUAAUUUAAACAAUUAGCACUUUCAU